AUGGCGAUAGACCGGCGGAAGAUUGCUGUGUUCGGCGCAGCCUUUGUGCUGCGUCUUCUUCUUAUAUGUAUUUUUCCCUCGCUGCCGGAUCUGUUGACUGGGCGAGUUGAAGUCUCCACGCCCGUCAGUAGCUUCAAACGCCUGCAAGAGGGCUUGUUUUUGUACACGAGAAAUGUCUCCCCCUAUGAUGGCGGCGUCUUUCAUCAGGCACCACUCCUGUUACCUCUGUUCGCCUUACUUCCCGACGCGAAAAGCUCACCUUUACCGACUGCUAUCUUCUACUUCCUCGUCGACCUGUUGAAUGCGCAUGCUUUGAUCUCCAUUUCUGCAUCCGGCCAAUCAGUCCAGUCAAGACUUCACUCGGCGGUUCGAAAACACGUCCGAUGGGACGGAGUCUCUGUUGCAGCAUUGUUUUUGUUCAAUCCUUUCACCAUUGCGACAUGUUUAGCGAGGUCAACAAACGUUUUCACCACAUCGGGAAUCCUCUUCGCCGUUUCCAAUGCCGUCGGAGGCAAUAGCAUCAACGCCAUGCUAGCCUUAGGAUUCGCCUCCUACUUGUCUCUAUACCCUGCGUUGCUAUUUAUCCCAUUGGUCCUAUUGUGUUAUGACCGACGGCUGCAGGGACCAGCCCCACCAAAUUCGACAUCUUUCAUUGUUCAACAUGGUGGCCUGUUGCUAGCCACAGUCGCAGGCCUUCUCGGGCUCUCGUGUCUGAUUACCGGCAAUUUCUGGGAGUUUAUCUCAGCGACAUAUGGCUUCCACCUCCUGGUACCCGACUUGACUCCCAACGUGGGGCUGUGGUGGUAUUUCUUCAUUGAGAUGUUCGACUCAUUCCGGGAGUUCUUCCUCGGUGUAUUCUGGCUUCACCUGGCCAGCUAUGUCGGGGGCCUUACGGCUCACUUCCGUUCCCAACCUCUAUUUGUUAUUACCUCGCUUUUAGGUAUCUUCGCCAUCUUCAAGCCGUACCCUAGUAUCUCGGAUGCAUCAUUGUUUUUCGCGCUGCUACCACUGUACCGGCACCUUUUCCCAUUGAUGCGAUAUACGUUCUUCGCAGGCGCGGCAAUCCUAUAUUCCAGCCUCCUCGGCCCUGCUUUCUACCACCUUUGGAUCUACGCAGGAUCUGGAAACGCCAACUUCUUCUAUGCUAUUACCCUGGUGUGGAGCCUUGGUCUCUCAGUCCUACUAGCCGACGUCAUAUUCGCUGCUAUCAGAGACGAAUGGGAGCAAGAGAACCCAGAGCGGGUGGGCCUGAAGGUCCGACAGGUGUAA
Penicillium bovifimosum is the source of this 1269-nucleotide messenger RNA. RefSeq names its product GPI-anchored transamidase subunit GAB1. Gene Ontology annotation, cellular component: membrane; GPI-anchor transamidase complex. The transcript is spliced from 5 exons. Lineage: Eukaryota; Fungi; Ascomycota; Eurotiomycetes; Eurotiales; Aspergillaceae. The coding region runs from base 1 to 1269 and encodes 422 amino acids. Gene Ontology annotation, biological process: attachment of GPI anchor to protein; protein localization to cell surface. The record is from RefSeq and is a predicted model, not a curated record.